AUGACCACCUUCAGGGACGUCUUGGCACAACUCAGGGCUGCUGACCUCGCGCACCUGGCUCCUCGAUUUGUGGAUCAAGGCGUCCGCAACACCGACCAGAUGAACGGCCGCCCGUGGACGACGAGAGCUACCUACAGUGGCAUCAUUGACGAGGGGGCCAUCGCCUCCAGCCUCAAAAACGGCAGAUACCGCUCACCGGCCCAAGUCUUCAGCGUGGCUCGACAACAACAUGUCUCGCGCGCAGGGCAACACUUGGGCGCCGAUAUCGAGCAACAGAUCAAGUUGUCCAUCCGCAGCAUCGAGAGAGGCUUGGGACCUUCCACGCUCAAGGAAGCAUUCAUCGUCGAGGACCUUGCAGCCACCACAGAUAGCACGAUGCAUCCGGCACCUCUACCACAGAACACUGGGCGGAUUGCAUCUACGACUGUGUCCUCGUUUUCCAACGUGUGGUUCGAGACAACAGCUUUCGGCAAGAUGGCGUUCUUCACACUACCGUGCCACAAGACCGACAUGUGCAUUUCCAGGUCACAUCCGUAUACUUGCUCGGACAACUUGGCAGCCCUGUGCCCUUAUCAUUCCUUGGAGGCCUUCAUCCGGCGCAACCACAUCCCAGGGACUCCCAGGAGCGACGAGUUCCUGUUUUUAUGGACGACAAGGAGGGCCCAUCAGUCACCAGGAGGCCAUCGAAGUGUUCAGGAAGGCGAUUGCAACCACGGGGGCCGAGCUCCCGACCUGGACCUCAAGGACAACUUCUUCAACGCUUCAACGAACAUGUCUGCAGAGUAUCUGGAUCUCAGUUCCUCACUCGGCUCUUCGGCGAGGGUAUCCAUCAACCGGACACCGACGCAACGGACAGUGUGCACGAUGGUCAAGAAGUACCUGGACACCAUCACCAGCAAGUUUUGGGUGAAGAACACUUCCACCAACACGGUCCGCGUAUCUGGCGCCCCCGAAUUCUCCACCGAGAACAUCCAUUGGCGCAUCUUAUGCGGCUGGACACACGGGUCGGCGCCACACACCAAGUUCUGGUCCAUCCUGGAGGGCAACCAGUGCCAGAAAUGUUUCCGCGUGCAGGAGAACCAGGCCAUCACCGAUGCCAACAGCGACGAGGACAACAUCUGGAACUUUUCGGCCGGAUCCUCUGUAGACAGCAAGCAGCCCAACAUGGUGGCAGCGGAUACCGGCCUCACCGCAGCAGCUACGGAGGCAGGGAUCGACCUGGCCACCGACCCCGUGUUGAAGUACUUGCGCGCCAUCAAGAUAACCGCCUCUAGUGCGAUCUCCGUCUACUUCCAGGACGACACAGGUUACCGACUUGGUCAAGAAGCUCGAAAAGGGAAGAUCACCUACAAGGGCAACGACUACGACCUCAGCGGCGAGGACGUCAACACAGUCACAGCGCAAUGGAAAGUCCUCUACGCUGAGAUUCGGGCCCAAUACCAGAAACGACUAUCUGCGACGACUACAUCUGGUACGUCUACGACCCCGGCUCCUACUGCAACCUCUACCCCCGCAGACAAGGACACCGUCCCCAAGACUCUCCCGCCAGGCGUGUACACACAGCUCAUCAAGGAUUACAACAAUUUUACACUCGAUGGAGAAAAGCGCAGCUUCCCCGAGAAGAUCCUCCUUGGUGCAGACAAAGUGUUGGCUCGCAUGUGUCAUGAACACCACACAUCUAAACAUUACACCGCAGUGACGCUGGGCGAGAUCAUGUCGCCGCCUGUCUUCACAUCGUUGGGGACGGUCAACUCCAAUCGGAAGAAGGACGACCUCGACAAGCGCCUCAUCGUGGACAACAAACAACAGCUCGUGACCAAGGAGCCACCAGAUUGGGACGUACGUGGCGCAUCAAUGAUGCAGGAUGGCAUCGAAGCAGUUAAGUGGGCGUGGAUCCUCAUUGUUGUUGCUGCGCGUGGUCGGCGAGGGGGUCACGGGACACACCGCGUCACAGACCUUGCCAGCAACUUCACACGCAACCUUUCCAUCGUGCGCUUCAGCUUCUUCGAUGGCAUAGGAGCAGCCAGCCUUGCCUUGCAGUCGUUGGGCAUUCAACCAGUGCUCAUCAUCAGUUGGGAGACAGAUCAGGAGUGCAUAUCCGUGCUGGACGCACACUUCGCCCCCAUACGCACGGGUGACGUCGACAACUUCGACAUCGAGAACCUGGUGGAUACGCUGUUGGACAACCUCGACCCCGACGUACCAAUAAGGCUCUUGAUCACAGGGGGACCACCUUGUCCCGAUUUUUCCAGCAUCAGAUCCAACCCCGCCGGCGCACCAGGCGCCACGGGACAUCUCUUCCAACGAUUCGUGGACAUCAUACAGCAGAUCAAACAGGUGCUACAGCAAUUGCCCAUCCGCAUCCUCAUCGAGAAUGUCGUUCCACAAUCACCGCCCCCUUGUGCUUUGAAAUGGGACGUUACCAGCUUGUCACAACAAUUGGGGAUCGAACCAAUCAUCGUGGACGCGGAGGACGGAGGCAUUAUACAUCGGAAGCCAGUGGACUGGAAGAAGGUCAAGACACAACUGACGACACACACGCCGUGGUCCUUGCGUUGGCUACGGACCGACGCCCAGUGGCAACGCCUCCACAACCCAAUCGCACAGUCGUUGCAACCGCAGCUGGACACCACCCAGUUCACGGCUCCGGCCAUAGUGCAGAAGUCCGGUUUGUUCCAUUGCCUCACUACACCAGCCCCGGACCAGUUUGGCAGACCAGCUCCACAACAUUGCAACGAGAAACCAGACACGAUCAGCAGGUGGCAAUCGGACAACCAGCGUUUCGCGCCGUAUCCGACCAACGUGGACAAGCCCACCUAG
Messenger RNA from Symbiodinium pilosum, 2820 nucleotides. The record is from the annotation of a GenBank genome assembly. NCBI's taxonomy places the organism in Eukaryota, Dinophyceae, Suessiales, Symbiodiniaceae.